Oncorhynchus tshawytscha (Chinook salmon) is the source of this 2615-nucleotide messenger RNA. RefSeq names its product peroxisomal biogenesis factor 3 (gene pex3). NCBI's taxonomy places the organism in Eukaryota, Metazoa, Chordata, Actinopteri, Salmoniformes, Salmonidae. The record is from RefSeq and is a predicted model, not a curated record. Gene Ontology annotation, molecular function: protein-macromolecule adaptor activity. Gene Ontology annotation, cellular component: peroxisomal membrane. The coding region runs from base 143 to 1252 and encodes 369 amino acids. The transcript is spliced from 12 exons. Gene Ontology annotation, biological process: protein import into peroxisome membrane.
ACUGAUCAAUCGAUGUUGCUUUGCUCAGCUUCCCACCUCCGUGUUUGACAUGUAGCUAGCAUUCAAAUUCGUGUCAUGUGCGACUGUGGAAAAUAACACGGUUGGGUGCUUUGUUUCUUCUGUUUUAUAAAUCGUCUCAAAAAUGUUUUCGUCUACGUGGAAUUUUCUGAAGCGCCACAAAAGGAAAUUUAUUUUCGCUGGAGCUUUUGUCGGAGGUGUGUACUUUCUUGGUAAAUAUGCUCAAAAGAAAAUCCGAGAGAUGCAGGAGCGUGAGGCAUCAGAGUACAUCGCUCAAGCCCGACGUCAGUUCCACUUCGAGAGUAACCAGAGAACGUGCAACAUGACAGUGUUGUCAAUGCUCCCUACAUUAAGAGAAGCCAUUUUACAUCAUUUAAACUCUGAGAGCCUCACUACACUGCUGAAGAGCAAACCAGCAAAUAAACUUGACAUAUGGGAGGACCUGAAGAUUAUUAGUUUCACCCGAAGUGUUGUGGCUGUGUACAGUACAUGUAUGUUGGUUGUUUUACUCCGUGUCCAGCUCAAUAUCAUUGGUGGCUACUUAUACUUGGACAACUCUGUCAGCAAGAGUGGCAUGAUGCCCUUGGCCCCUCCAGAUGUGCAACAACAAUACCUCUCCAGCAUCCAGCACCUCCUUGGGGAUGGGUUGAGUGAGAUGAUAACAGCAGUUAAGAAAGCUGUGCAGAACACAUUGGGCGGGGUGUCCCUGAAGCAGAGUCUGUCCCUUCAGGAGCUGGAGCAGCACCUUAACCAGAUCAGAGCCCAGGUGGAGGAGGGAGACGGGGACUCCACACACAGACCUCUCUCCUGGUACAUGAUGCCUGACGAGGAGAACACUCUGGCUGCACAGGCCUGUGGUCUGACGGAGAAUGAUGUCACUACGAUAAAGCUGCUCAAUGAAACCAGAGACAUGCUUGAAAGCCCGGACUUCGGAACUGUACUCAACACCUGCCUGAACAGGGGCUUCAACCGUUUCCUUGACAACAUGGCAGAGUUUUUCCGGCCCCCACCCGGAGCACAAGGAGACUCCACCCCCAUCACUACACCUGAUAGUCUCUCGCAUGUAAGUCUCCCAGUUGCCAAAAUCAUCCCCAUUGUGAAUGGACAGAUCCACUCCAUCUGCAGUGAAAUACCAAGUCACUUUGUACAGGAUCUCCUGAUGAUAGACCAAGUGAAGGAGUUUGCUGCCAAUGUGUAUGAGACAUUCAGCACAUCCCAUGAACUGCAGAAAUAAGGGAGUUGACAUAUUCCUGGUAGACCUGGCCUGCUCUUCCUGCUCUGUAUCUUUGCAUGACGCUGCCUGCUGUGGACAUCACGAAUGGAGGAAGAAAUGCUCUUAUUCGCUGUACCAUGUCAGAAUACUUGAGGACUGUUCCAUUGUGGAAUGUAAUGCCAUGAACUGCCGCCUACUCCAGCUGUAGACCUCAAGGUGAGAUACCCACUUCAUCUUGGGAAGUUGAGUUUUUGGCUCACGGUUUAUAAAGUCAGCCAGCCAGACUCCUCUGAAUCAAAGUAACUUUCCUGUGUCAUGAAAAAUAAAUAAAAUCCUGAAAGCCUUGUCCCACUUUACGUAGACGUUGUUUCGAUACAUUAACCAUAAGUUGAACUACUGUCGCUUUGAGUUUGAACUAUUUUCUCCUUUCUAUUACUGUUGUUGAAGAGUCAACUCUUACCUUCCAUUUUGACCUUUAAUCUACCAUUAUCAACAGUGCUGUGUCAUCAAGGCUGCAAGUUCUCAUUACACCUCAGUCUAAUUCCUGUUUAACAAUGUUCAGUAUUGUCUAAUACAUAAUUCUGCACUUUUUAUGUUGUCUCUUCUUUGGAAAUGUAAUCUUUAAGGUUUGUUUUCUUAAAUCAUGGAAAUUGGGAAAUUUCAGAGGUGAGAAUGUAGGCCUAUGUAUUAUAUAUUUUGUAACAUAACAUUCUAAAUGACAACAGAAAAUGUAAGUACUGUAGUGUUGACAUUGAAAAUUAUAAACACAUGAUUUAAUAUAUUCAGUAUUUGAUUUGUGUUUCCUAUUAUACAGAAAUGUAGGUUGCCGUUUCAUUGACUGCUGCGUCUGUAUCAUACUGUAGUGUUGAUUUAAGAAGUUCCUUUGUGCAGCAGCAGAGGGCAGCACAGAACUAAGGACUAACGUUGACUCCCUCACUCCCUCAAGCUGCCAAUAAAGGCAGGUUGGCAUUUAUUCGGAUGACUCAUGAAGGAUGCUCUGCAGGGUAGCACUAGAUGGCACAGCUAGAAAUUAAUCAAAUCUGAUUUUAACCCUAACCUUGUGCCUAACCUUAAAUUAAAACCCAAAAUCUUAAAACAACCCCCAAAAAAUAUAUAUUUUUUUAACGAUAUAUAGCCAAUUUUGACUUAGCAGCUGGCCCAUCUUGUGGAAUUCACUUAGUACUGCCUCCAGGACAAGAUUCAUAUCAAUAAAUGUCAACCUGCUCAAUAAAAACUUGCUAUGGACCAAGUACAGCUCUAUUAAAUGUUAUUAGGAAAUACAUUAGAUUACCUUCCUUGUUAAUUUCACAGUAUUUAUUUUACAAAUGGAUCCGCCACCAUUAUUUAAGAAGUUAAACAUAAAGAAAAUGACCAAAAACAUGUA